This is a messenger RNA of Diutina rugosa, 576 nucleotides long. RefSeq lists its product as uncharacterized. Gene Ontology annotation, cellular component: membrane. The record is from RefSeq and is a predicted model, not a curated record. Lineage: Eukaryota; Fungi; Ascomycota; Pichiomycetes; Serinales; Debaryomycetaceae. Bases 1 to 576 code for a protein of 191 amino acids. The transcript has a single exon. Gene Ontology annotation, biological process: vesicle-mediated transport.
AUGAAACGCACCCAAACCCUGGCCGACGGCCUGCAAACCGAUUUGAUCACGAUGGUGGUGAUUGCCCACGCUCAGGUGAACCGAGCUUUGGUGCUUACGGUGAUGAAACGCAUCAUCGAGGCGUACCUAGACUUCCGAAAACAGGGGCGAGAUUCGAAGCGCCAGCUCGGCGAAUUCAAGGUGGCGAUGAACGCCAUCAUCAAGAGAGAGGAACAGACUUAUGACCUGAAUCACCAGUUAUUCCUGUACGGCGCCACCAAUGACGACGGCGCCAAUAUCACCCCUAACCAGCUUGUAUUGGCUAAUGAGGAAGUCAACGAAGUGCGUGAGCUCAUGUUGGACAAUAUCAACAAGAUAUUGGACCGUGGUGAACGCAUCGACUCGUUGGUCGACCAGACGGCGCAGUUGCUGACGCUGCUGGUGGUGUUCUACAAGAAGGCGCAGCAGAUUAAGCGCCACAUGUGGACUCAACGAAUGAAGUUCACGUUGAUGGUGCUGGCAAUUUUCGCCGUCAUUGUUUAUCUAGUCAUUGGCGCCAACUGUGGCUACCCGUUAUGGAACCAGUGCUUUGCCUAA